CUCCAUAGCAACCGAAUCACCACCACGAUAAAAAGUUGAUAUUUUAGAUUUGUAUCUCUAUUUCUCGAGGAAGGAAAUCAACAGAAGAUGACGCGUCCUUUUUAUAAAGUGAGUCUGGAGACAAAAACUUUAAAGCUUUAAAAAAAAAAAAAAAUGCCAGGAACAAAGGUUAUAAAGGCUAAACCAGUGGAGGUGACAAGAAGAAGCAUCGAGAGAGUCAAACCGGUGAAGGAAAGAGAGACUAAAGGAGCAGAGAAUGAGCGUAAAGGUGCAGAGAAUGAGCGUAAAGUGCCGGCUGUGCGUAAAAACCGCGCGGCCAGUUGCUCCAGGUGCCCCCAGCAGCAGCAGAGGGGCAGGUUAGGGGCAACAGGGGCAACAUUAGCAACAUUAGCAUCCAGAACCAACUGUGACAGAAGAGUCAGGUCCAGCUCUACUGCUCCCAGGCUGAUCGGGAACUGGCCCAAAGCAAACCCGGACUGCAGGAAGGGGAGCAGCUCGGUGAAUCACGCCGCCGCUGUGAGCCUGAAGAGCGGGGAAGCAAGCAGCGGAUGCCCGGUGCAGAGAGAGCAGCGGAGCCUCAGAGCUGCUGAAGCCAAGUAUGCAAACCAGAGCCACAAAGCUUUCACCGUCAUCCCCCCGAACCCCAAGAAAAGACGAGAGAUCCAGAGGAAGGCGGAGGCGGAGCUCGCCGCCCUGGAGGAGCUGCGGCUGAGCAGAGCCAUGGCGUACGUCUCCAUUAACCCCAGCAGUGUUGGUGGUUGUAUGAGUCUGGAGGAAGUGCGACUGAAGCAGCAGCAGGAAAUGAUGCAGGCGAGGAGGAGGAAACAGCAACAGGUGGUGAAGACGCAGCAGGUGUUGGAACAGACGACCGUCCUGACCAGCUGAGCGUCUCCACGUCUCCUCGUCUCUUCGUCUCCUCGUCGUCUCUUCGUCUCCUCGUCUCCUCGUCUCUGUCGGCAGCUCAACGCCUCGCUGGACCCGCGACACAAAGAUCACACGUAGCUCUAAACCUGGAUUAAAUAUCACACGUUCAUUCAUUCAAUUACUCUUUAAAAUUAUAUAAAUAACAUCACUUGUGUAUAAAUAUAAGUUGUCUGACAUCUUUAUAUUUUACAGGUUGU
Molecule: messenger RNA, 1121 nt
Organism: Scomber scombrus (Atlantic mackerel)
Lineage: Eukaryota; Metazoa; Chordata; Actinopteri; Scombriformes; Scombridae
Exons: 5
Coding region: 154-885 (243 amino acids)
Source: RefSeq, a predicted model, not a curated record